AUGAGGUCUCCCCUUCGAAUUUCAUUGGAGACAAAAAAAUUCUUUUUGCUUCUUCCCUGUUCUGUCGUCUACUGCCACCAAAGCCACCGGAGUACCACCACCAGUGAACCCACCUCCAUUGCUCUGAAAACCCCAAACCCAGUGAAGCCUCAUCCCCAAAUCCAGCGAAGCCCUAUCCUCAAUUCGUCAAAUCAGCAAGUGGGUCCACCAACGAAGGCACCAGUCAUCCAAUGGAGCUCCAACAGCUGCCAGAACACAGAUCCAUACACAGAUUUGAGAACAGAUCUGAAUAGCCUCCACCGUCUCUUUCUCUCUCCUUCGCAACUUCUUCUUCUUCGGCGGUGGGUGGUGGUCUUGGUGGUGGGUGGUUCUCGGCGGGGGUUGGUGGUGGUUGUGGGUGUUGGGUUGACGGUGGUUCUCGAUUGUGGGUGGUGGGUGAUACACAGCGAAAGAGACAGAGGCAAAGCGUCGAAGAGACGUGGGAAUUAUGGAUUGUUGUUCAAAUAA
Molecule: messenger RNA, 507 nt
Organism: Ilex paraguariensis (yerba mate)
Lineage: Eukaryota; Viridiplantae; Streptophyta; Magnoliopsida; Aquifoliales; Aquifoliaceae
Source: the annotation of a GenBank genome assembly